Molecule: messenger RNA, 1647 nt
Organism: Stylonychia lemnae
Lineage: Eukaryota; Ciliophora; Spirotrichea; Sporadotrichida; Oxytrichidae
Source: the annotation of a GenBank genome assembly
AUGUCUGAAUAAAGGCAGUCUAAUUAGGGCUCUCCAGAUACGGCGAAUCUUCGUCGGCGCAACACUUCUACAAAUAUUGAUCAUGAAAUCAUCCAUCCAGAGUCAAGAGUAAAUUAUGAAAGAUUUGACAGCACAAGUGACGAUCGCAAGGAUGAAAAACUAGUUUUCAAAUACAUUCAAAGAGUUGAAAUCAGAGAAUUGCAAAGACAUCUGAUAGAAACUGAGACAAGGUUUGAAAUAAUUGAAAUUUAUGACAGAUCUGGCUAUUCACCUUUGCAUUUCGCUGCUUAUAAGAACAAUGAAAAAAUGGCUGAGAUAUUAUGCUUGUUUGUGCUGGGUAGAUAUAAAAAUACUCUUUUGGAUGACAAUGAGAGAAUAAUAAGAGAAGCAACUUUAAAAGAGUGGGUAAAUAAGCAGAGCAGAGGUGAUGAAGGCUUCACUCCAUUGCAUUUCGCAUCAUUUCAUGGCAAUAUUUAACUGAUAAGAAUGCUGAUGAAGUAUGGAGCAAAUAUUGAAGCUAAAAAUAAGCUCGAUAUCAAUAUGCUUCAUGUGGCAGCACAAGGAGACCAACCUGCUUCACUUAAUUUUUUCAGACUUUAGGGCUUGGAUAUAAAUUCUAGAGAUAGAAAACAAAGUACACCUUUGCACUGGGCUGCAUUUUCUGGUGCUGAGCUCGCUCUUAGUUACAUACUUGCUUGGGAAGCAGAGGACAAUGAUGGCAAAACUCCUCUCGACAUGUGUGAAGAGUUAAGAACUCCUGCAAUGAGAAUCGAAAUAAAGAAACUUCUACUAUAAAAUGGUGGACUAUUUAAUGACAUUUUUAUGAUAAAGCCUCCUCUUAGAAAGACAGUCUAAUCUAGAAAAACCUUAUUUAUUUUCUUGAGCUUGAUGGUGCUAUCAUAUUUUGCAUUAACCUGCUUUAUUUUUCCAAAAAUUGACAACUUCAAUUUCAAGUUAAGCAUCUUAAUAACAUUUGCUGGUUGUAUGGUUUUCAGUUUAGUAUCUUGGCUUAAAGACCCUGGUUAUCUUUUAAGGGAUUAAAAUUUUUCAUUUAUGGAUUUGCUCGAAUAGUUCGAGCCAAAUGGUCUUUGUCCUGAUUGUUUAAUUAUUCGGACUCCUCGAAGUUUGAUCAUCACUGCCCUUGGAUCAAUAAUUGUCAAUGAUAUACCUGAUCCAAGUAUCCAAGGCCAAUCAAAUGAGGCAAAUAAUACUUAUCAAGGUAUCUCUAAUUAAAUUAACAAUAAUUCAGAUUAAAUCCCUGGUUGUUGUCCCUUUGAUAUAAACUAAAUGGACUACCCAAUGAAUGACUAUAUUUCUUUCGGGGUAUAAUGUGCAGUUUGCUGCUUCAGCUUUUGCUUUAUCUUUCCACUAGGCAUAUUAGUACUUAUAUAGAGCAUUAAUUUUGCGAGCGGGGAAACUACUGUUGAAAGACUAGGUAAAAAAUCUAAAAGAAAUAGAAACUCUUUAAUUAAUACUCCAAGGAAAAAACUCACAAUUGAAUAUUCAUUGAUGGAAGAGGAAAUUAAUAGGGAUAGGCGCUCCUGUCUACUAAAUUGUAGUGAUAUGCUUUGGAGAACAAGAGUGCUGUCAUAGCAAGAAAUUCUUUUGCAAUCUAGAGAGCUUCAUGAAUAAUUGAAUGGAGUUUGA